This is a messenger RNA of Nematolebias whitei (Rio pearlfish), 623 nucleotides long. Its product is annotated as MAPK regulated corepressor interacting protein 2. The record is from RefSeq and is a predicted model, not a curated record. NCBI's taxonomy places the organism in Eukaryota, Metazoa, Chordata, Actinopteri, Cyprinodontiformes, Rivulidae.
AGACGCGAGUCUCGUGAAUGAUUUCCAGUCUCAGGUUGGGUGACAUUGUGAGACAGGACACCCCAGUACGGAAAGAACUAAAUUUACCUGCGUGCGUAGAGAGCGCGUGCGAGGGGCUGCAGGUGGAGGUGGGCUGUACGCGUCACGGCUGUUGGUUUUACGCGCAGAGAAAAGCUUCAGUUGGAGCGCUCCGCUGGCGGCUCCUUCCUGCUCCUCAGGGUCAGAGUCCCCGGGGCGCAGGUCCAGCCGCCUGUGAAGGAUGUACACGAUCACCAGAGGUCCCAGCAAACUGGCCACACAGCGACGGACAGGACCCACUCAACAGCUGGACAGCAAAAUUAACGAGUUCAAGCACAAACAAACCUCCUGGAGCAUGCCUGACCUUCCUGCACCAAAGAUCAUUUUUAACCGUCUGAAUGGAAAGAAGCACCAUCACCCGGCUCAGGCUGUCCCUGCAGACAGUCAGCAGGAAGAGACGUUCUCCCCCACACACCAGGAAAAUGUCAAGUUUGUCUCUGACAUCUGGCAGGAAGUGACUGAACAGGAAGAAGGGAAUCGGAGACUGGAGGCGUCCCAGAGAGCAGUUUACUACAAAGAGGCCAGUCCUGGACCUCACAUGGACG